GAAUUGCAGGAGGAACCACGUAUCCGUGCAUAUCGCAAGCGCACGCUCAGCAUUUCGUGCAGGGCGUGAUAUAUACUGCGGAACAGGGGCCCUCCGUGCACCAUAUGAGAGGCGAGCGCGGGCAGAAACGCGGCGCUCCUCAUAAGCGUCUCGCGUGCAGUGCCUGCUCUGCCGCGUCAUGGUUCAGAGGCGAAGACGGCGGCUCGCGCCAGCGCUCUCCUCUUCCAUUAUUUCGGACUACGCGGCGUUGCUUCCUCCAACGUCAUUGUCGGCGACGGCCGGCGCUUCCUCCACGCACCGUGGCAGGGCCGAAGGUGAUUCUGCUGCGUUUACAGGAAGCCGUUUGGCUUAGCUCCCGCGAGUAUUACGCACUCUCCGCGGCUUGGGGAGAGGGAAACAACUGCCGCGCAGACCCGUACACGCCGGUUCGCAUGCAUACGCUAGAAACCGCGGUGCCGUUCGCCAACAUGUCGUUCCUUUUUUUUUUUUUUUUGCCGGGCAGUAUUACGCCCCUUUCUCAUGCGCGAAGGAAGCUCGCGCGCAAGUGUGUGUACCGGCGCGAGAAACACUGCUCCGCCAUCGGGUUUUCUAGUUGCCUGUGCAAACCGCCGCUCGGUUUUCGAAGAAUAGUGCGCGGGGGAAAACGGAGACGGUCGAAACCAGGUCGCGGCACGCCGUCGACAGGCAUGACCGUCGGCCUGUUUGUUGCUAAACCGGGAAAGCACCUGUACUUCCACGUGUAACUGUGAAGGCGACGAAAGGGGGUGAUUGAGAUCUUCUGCCAUUUCGACAUUAUGGCUAACGGCCAGAGCCUGGAACAGCGGCAGCGGCAGCACGACAUCCAGACUCUCCGCACGGAGGACAGCGUUAUAUCAACACACAGCGACGAAGGCGAACACACUGGCGAUCGGAACGGUACUGGCAACGGCGCCGACGGCUUUGGCGGGCCAUCGUCUGCUUCUGUGCUGGUCUUCCACGCCGAGCUGCCUUCGACCACUGUCUUUCCUGGGCUACCGUUUCCAUCCUGCCUACGCUUCCGUUUCGUAGACGAACCUGGCAAGACCUUCGACCUCAUCACCACCGCUCUUCAUACAAAACGGGCUCGACUCAUGCAGUCUCCGAAUCAGCGAUGUUGGAACGUGUACGUCCGAGAGACCGGGGAGAUCGCCACAGCCAAGCCGCACGCUGUUGCCGAAGACGACGACGACGACGACGACGACGACGACGACGAUGGCGACAACGACGACGACGACGAUACACUGCGGCACGCGAGGGACACCAAGAACGACGCCAACGCAGGUGACAGCAUGUGGUGCAGUGUCCGUAACGAGGUUUCCCGCGGCCCGCGCCAUCUCGGUGGACCGCGCCAUGCGAGUGGUCAGCGUCGAGGAGUCCUGAAUGACGGCUGCGAGUUCCUCGGCGGCCGCAGCUGCUGGUGCACGAACAUCCACGCGGCAUAUGACGUCCGCUGUAUACAUGAUACCACAGGCGUCGAAGAGCCGCUUUAACGGCACUUCACCAUGGGCUCGUUUACCUCGUCGACGCCUCAGGUACAAAGUCGAACUACAGAGGUACCAUAAGCUUCCGCAGGAGGGCGCUUACGUCAACUUGGCCGUAUGAAUCCGCUUGGCCAAGAUGUACCAGGCUCUAAAUCACGGAUGUAUUCUAGUUGACGCAUAUGGAGCCAAGCAAUCGACAAAGAUGCUCCGACAUUUCUAAAGUUUAUAGUUUAGGGAAGGCUGACAAUUUUAUGUAGACUAAUAAAUGAUAUUUUUCG
Dermacentor andersoni is the source of this 1777-nucleotide messenger RNA. RefSeq lists its product as uncharacterized. Lineage: Eukaryota; Metazoa; Arthropoda; Arachnida; Ixodida; Ixodidae. The record is from RefSeq and is a predicted model, not a curated record.